AUGGCACGCAUGCGCAUGAAGAAGUUGGAGGAAUAUCUUUCCGGAGUAGAUGGGUUUCAAAAUCCCAAAAUUAAGUUAGAGCAGUACCCCACACCACCUCACAUAGCCAGCUGUAUACUGUAUAAUGUCCAAGCGCAAUUUUCCGAUUUGGAAGGUAAACUAGUCGGCGAUUUAGGUUGUGGAUGUGGCAUGUUAAGCAUUGGUUCUUUUUUGUUGGGAUCCCAACUAACCAUAGGUUUUGAAUUGGAUCCAGAUGCAAUAGAUGUGUUUCGCUACAAUGUUAACGAAAUGGAACUGCCUGCCAUUGAUUGCGUUCAAACGGAUGUUUUGGAACUUUCUGGUACAAAAUGGGAAAAUGUUUUCGACACCAUUGUGACUAAUCCCCCGUUUGGUACAAAACACAAUGCCGGCAUGGAUAUGCAGUUUAUUGAAACUGCAAUUCAUUUGGCCACAGCUGCUGUAUAUUCGCUACACAAGACAUCCACAAGGGAUUAUAUUCUGAAAAAAUCAAAGGAUUGGAAAGUUAGAGGUGAAGUUGUGGCUCAACUGAAAUAUAAUAUUGACAACAGCUACAAGUUCCACAAAAACAAAUCGGUUGAUAUUGAAGUUGAUUUCUGGCGUUUUGAUGUGACAGAGAAAGAAUUGUAACAUAGUACUAUUAAUUACACAUACAUAUGUAAUUAUUAUUGGAAUUCGUCAUUUAUUUUCAGUAUAUUUACAAGUGAAAUGAAGUGUUUAUAAUUAAUAUUUUGAAUAGAUAAAAUUCUUUUCGUGCAUUUAUAACUCACAAA
This is a messenger RNA of Stomoxys calcitrans (stable fly), 791 nucleotides long. It is a transcript of the gene Mettl5, whose product is annotated as rRNA N6-adenosine-methyltransferase Mettl5. Gene Ontology annotation, biological process: rRNA methylation. Bases 1 to 648 code for a protein of 215 amino acids. Lineage: Eukaryota; Metazoa; Arthropoda; Insecta; Diptera; Muscidae. The transcript has 4 exons. Gene Ontology annotation, molecular function: rRNA (adenine-N6-)-methyltransferase activity; nucleic acid binding. The record is from RefSeq and is a predicted model, not a curated record.